AUGAUAGGCAAGUGGGGUGUCUUGUACCCAAAUCACGUCCGUUCGAAAUUCGAACGAAUAUAUUCGUGGUGGUUAUUCAAAUGUGGCGAAAGGAAUGACGUAUCCCGUAUCGUAGGCGGGACUGAUGCUGCGAUCAAUGAGUUUCCCUGGAUUGUCAAACUAUCUUAUUUCAAACGAUUCUACUGUGGUGGUACAGUUAUUAACGACAGAUAUGUGGUGACAGCAGCGCAUUGUGUUAAAGGAUUUAUGUGGUUCAUGAUCAAAGUGACGUUUGGGGAGCAUAACCGCUGCAACGCGACCAUUCGACCGGAAACGAGAUUCGUGAUUCGCGUAACCGCCAACAAGUUCAGCCUCACCAAUUUUGACAAUGACAUUGCGUUACUUCGCCUCAAUGAUAGGAUCCCGAUGUCUGCUGCCAUCAAGCCGAUUUGUCUUCCAACUGAUCACUGUGUUGUGUCAUGGGGCAACGGUUGCGCACGCAUCGGUUAUCCGGGUGUCUACACUCGCAUAACAAAAUAUCUCGCCUGGAUAAAGGAGAAUACUCAGGAUGGAUGUUACUGCUCCGAUUAA
This is a messenger RNA of Pieris macdunnoughi, 570 nucleotides long. Lineage: Eukaryota; Metazoa; Arthropoda; Insecta; Lepidoptera; Pieridae. The record is from the annotation of a GenBank genome assembly.